Perognathus longimembris pacificus (Pacific pocket mouse) is the source of this 504-nucleotide messenger RNA. RefSeq names its product Purkinje cell protein 4 (gene Pcp4). The record is from RefSeq and is a predicted model, not a curated record. Gene Ontology annotation, cellular component: cytoplasm. The transcript has 3 exons. Bases 45 to 233 code for a protein of 62 amino acids. Lineage: Eukaryota; Metazoa; Chordata; Mammalia; Rodentia; Heteromyidae. Gene Ontology annotation, molecular function: calmodulin binding; calcium ion binding.
GCCGUCGGUGCCCAGCAGGACCGGGCUGCGGAGUCCAGGCCACCAUGAGCGAGCGACAAGGCUCUGGAGCAACCAAUGGAAAAGACAAGACCUCGGGCGAGAACGAUGGGCAGAAGAAAGUUCAGGAAGAAUUUGACAUCGACAUGGAUGCGCCCGAGACAGAACGUGCGGCUGUGGCCAUCCAGUCCCAGUUCAGAAAGUUCCAGAAGAAGAAGGCUGGAUCUCAGUCUUAGCAAGGGGGCCCCUUCCUACUCCGCCCGAAGACACCACGUCCAACCAUCCUCUGUCGAGAAAUGAAACGAGCAGCACCCUCGCGAGACUUCCUCUGCACACCACACACUCGCUCACUGCAAACCCCCAGUGCAUGUACAGAAACCCGUGCUGUUUCCACCCGGUAGGCAGACGUAGGCGAUGGGAUUGUGAGUAGCUUAGCCUCUGUGUUUAGCUCCAUUAUCAUUCUGCCUGUAACUACUUUCCCGGAUGUUGUAAUUAAAAGGAGUGAAG